UCCUGUUCUGGGAACAAAGCGGGUCCUCCCUUCGCCCAAGCCUGUGUCCCAAGGAGCGGAGUCUUGGAGCCCAGCUCUGAGACAUGCGUUCACCAAGGCGCUGCCGAGGUCGGCUUGGGGCAGGGACGGGUUUGUUUGGCUGCGCAGACUCCCCAGGCCCGGCGAGCCUGUUCAGAGGGGUGUUGUCGGAAUUCAGCAAAGCCCAGGUGAACUCUGUGCCCACCGAGGGACUGAGCCCAGAAACGGAGGUUCCCGUGCUGCAGGCCUCACUCACCCUCCACGGCCUGGACACCAGCACACCCCCGCCCUUUGAGGUACCUGCGGAGCCCCACCCUGCCCAAGCAUCCCCUGGGACCCGAGAUGGGGCCCACACGGGGGAGCCUCUUUCCCAGGCGCCUGGCCCUGGGGGCUGGCUGAAGCUGGGCAUGGCCCAGGCUGUCCUUUCGGGGAGCACUUCAGGCCAGCAGCCUCCUAGUCCUGUGAGAGAGGCAACCAGAGCAGUUGGCCAAGGAAGUGGCCAGCGGAAGCCCCUGGAGGAUGACAGACCUCGGCUGAGCCUUGUGGUUCCCUCACCCACCAGUCCGAUAAACACAAACUGGAUCUCAGAAGAUGACUUCUACCAGCCUCCCCGGGAACAGCCCGUGGAGAGUCCUUCCGAUGCCUCUGUAGGUUCUCCCAGAGGGACUCCAGAGUCAAGGCCUGGUCUCCUCACGCAAGGACCAAGAAGAAGCUGUUCCUUGGAGGCCUUGGACAAAGCUUGCGUGCCUUCCCCAGGAAGCAGGAGAGGUGAGGCCACCCCGGCACCAGAGCAUAAUGACUUCAGGGUGGUGCAUCGCAGGCAGAUGGGGCUGUCCAACCCAUUCCGGGGGCUCCUGAAGCUGGGCACGGUGGAGCGGCAGGGGGCCAUGGGCAUCUGGAAAGAGCUCUUCUGCGAGCUCUCCCCGCUGGAGCUGCGCCUCUGCCUGAGCGGCGAGGAGGGCACCUGCGUGGAGAACUGCUCGCCGCUGCGCUGCAAAUCUGUGGGGCCGGCCCACAGCGACGGCCGCUUCGAGCUGGUCUUCUCGGGCAAGAAGCUGACCCUGCGUGCCUCGUGCCGGGAUGAAGCCGAGGACUGGCUGGACCGGGUGCGGGAGGCGCUGCAGAAGUGCCGGCCCCAGCAGGAAGAGGAGUGGGUGACCAUCCAGUACCCGGACCAACCCGAGGACCCCCCAGAGGCCCCCCAGGGUGGCCACCCCUCCCAUUCGGACCUGCUCUCAGAGCCUGAAACCCCCCAGGGCCUGCAGUUGGACUGGUCCUCUUCCCAAGUUCCCGAGCCCGAUGCUAUUAAAGAAUCCCUUCUGUACCUGUACACGGACCGCACCUGGAUGCCCUAUAUCUUCUCCCUGUCCUUGGAGUCUCUGAGGUGCUUCUGCAUGAGAAACAACGAGACGAUGUUAAGUGACAGCCAUGGAGUCGAGACCAUCUGAGACAUCCUGCCGGACACAAGCCUCAGGGGCCCAUCCUUCUUCAAAAUCAUCACAGCCAACGCCGUCCUGAAGCUGCAGGCCGGGAAUGCCGAGGAGGCUGCCCUGUGGAGGGACCUGGUGCACAGGGUCCUGGCGUCCUACCUGGAGACGGCCGAGGAGGCAGUGACGCUCGGCGGGAGUCUGGAUGAAAACUGUCAGGAGGUGCUGAGGUUCACUACGUGGGAGAAUGGCUACCUGCUGCAGUAUCUGGUGGCCAUCCCCACGGAGAAAGGCCUCGACUCCCAGGGCUGCUUCUGUGCAGGCUGCUCCCGGCAGAUCGGCUUCUCAUUUGUACGACCCAAGCUCUGUGCCUUCUCUGGCCUCUAUUACUGUGACAUCUGCCAUCAAGACGAUGCCUCAGUGAUCCCAGCCAGGGUCAUCCACAACUGGGACCUCUCCAAGUGCCCG
Hippopotamus amphibius kiboko is the source of this 1913-nucleotide messenger RNA. RefSeq names its product pleckstrin homology domain-containing family M member 1-like. NCBI's taxonomy places the organism in Eukaryota, Metazoa, Chordata, Mammalia, Artiodactyla, Hippopotamidae. The transcript has 5 exons. The annotation marks the transcript as partial. The record is from RefSeq and is a predicted model, not a curated record.